Molecule: messenger RNA, 1926 nt
Organism: Aspergillus ochraceoroseus IBT 24754
Lineage: Eukaryota; Fungi; Ascomycota; Eurotiomycetes; Eurotiales; Aspergillaceae
Product: MFS transporter
Exons: 3
Coding region: 1-1926 (641 amino acids)
Biological process (GO): transmembrane transport
Molecular function (GO): transmembrane transporter activity
Source: RefSeq, a predicted model, not a curated record
AUGUUCAAACGACCAUCAUGUUUCCAACGCUGGCGAAAUGGCGAACCCGCCGGUUAUUGGUCCGCGUUUCCUAUCCGUCAACUGUUUGUUCUAGGUAUGUCUGAUUUUGUUUUCGCUCCUGGAGUACUUGGAGUAUCCGUGUUCGCUGCAGAUGGCCCAUGUUUGAACAGACGCCUCUUUGCAGAAUGGCUACAAGGGACGUUUCAGCCUCUUGUUCGCAUCUGCGAGCCAAUCGCAUUCAUGUCGAUUUUCCCCUACGUCUAUCACAUGGUGGAAUCAUUCCACGUGACAGACAAUGAUCGAAAGAUUGCGCUGUAUGCCGGGUUGAUUACCUCGUCCUUUACUUUCGCAGAAUUCUCAGCGGGCAUGUUCUGGGGUCGAAUGAGUGACCGGAUCGGCAGGAAGCCCGUCCUGGUCAUGGGUCUGAUUGGAACCGCCAUCAGCAUGGUUGUCUUCGGAUUUGCUCCCAACCUGCCGACAGCUAUGAUCGCCCGAUCUUUAGGCGGCUUAUUAAACGGAAAUAUUGGGGUUCUUCAAACCAUGGUUGCAGAGAUCGUCACUGUCAAGGAGCAUCAGCCACGAGCCUACUCGAUUAUGCCCUUCAUCUGGUGUUUGGGCUCGAUCAUUGGUCCCGCGCUGGGCGGUGCGUUGUCACAGCCAUGCGACAACUAUCCCUGGUUCUUUCAGCGCGGCACUAUCUUCGAGAGGUUUCCUUUUCUGCUGCCCAACUUGGUCUGCGUUGUCAUCCUAGGAUCGGGGGUGGUGGUUGGCCUGAUGUUCUUGGAGGAGACCCAUCCGGAAAAGAAGCAUCGCCGUGACCCUGGUUUGGAGCUGGGCAAUUGGUUGAUUGCCAAGUGCUGUUAUUCUCGCGUCAAGUUGUCCCAGGACACAGACGUCCAGGCAGACCCCGCAGCUGCAGACUAUUUUGACUACGAAAACAUCCCUCCACCGGAGUAUAGGAGCACCGAAUCGUCCCCACAAUUAGGCCCAGUGAAGGAGCUAGAUGGUCUAUCCGAGUGUGACGACAUUGAAAAGCAGAUGAAUGGACAGUCAGGAGGAACACCCAAAGCGUUUACCAAGCAGGUAAUCUUCAAUAUUAUCGCAUAUGGAAUCCUUGCCUACCACAGUGUUUCGUUCGACCAGCUCAUGCCGGUUUUCCUGAGCACUCCAAAGUCGAAUGACAAUGUUACUUUACCCUUCCAGUUUACUGGGGGCUUAGCGCUGUCUACGAAAACGAUCGGAUUCAUGCUGGCAGUGCAAGGCGUGUACUCGAUGAUCGCCCAACUUUGGCUGUUCCCUUUCGCUGUUCGCCACUUUGGGACCCUGCGUACCUUUCGCUUCGUUCUACUCGUCUGGCCACCGCUUUAUUUCCUGGUGCCGUACCUGAUCCUUUUGCCCGAGAAACUCCAGAUGACUGCUGCCUAUGUCGCCCUGAUCAGCAAGAUUACCUUCCAUGUCAUCGCCUUCCCUUCUACUGCAAUUCUCAUUGCCAACGCAGCCCCGUCGUCUAAGGUCCUGGGGUCAAUCAAUGGCGUUGCCGCCUCAACCGCGAGUCUCAGCCGGGCCUUCGGACCAUCCGUCACCGGAUUUCUCCACUCCAAGGGCCUUGACAGUGGCUAUUCCGUUAUCUCCUGGUGGGCCUGUGGUAUUGUGUGCGCCAUCGGUGCUAUUCAGAGCUUCUCGCUGGAGGAAGCUGAACCCCGAAAGGACGCUGAGAGGGAGUCGGAGCCCAAAGUGGCCCCUGCAAACAGCGACGCUUUGCGGGCUUCAUUUGCGGCAAACAAGGAAGCCGGCAGCCCCGAAGAGGUGCGGCGAUUGCUUUCUUCGGCGCGGACCAGCGUUGACGAGAUGGAGGUGUUACAUCUGGAGUUAACCACGCCAGCCGGUUCGAAUGCGGAGACCGUGGAGCUCCUUGCCCAAGAUUAA